GCAGAUGGGAUAUGGCUGAGUUGGGAUGCAUUCCGCUUGAUGAUUACACGCUAAGUAUUGUGAUUAAUUGUUACUGCUUCUUGGGUAGAGUGGAUUUUGGGUUUUCUAUAUUUGGUGGCUUCUUCAAGCGAGGUAUUUUGCCCAAUACGGCCACCUUUACCACUCUGCUCAAAGGACUCUUUCGGGAACACAAAAUUCAUGAGGCACAAGGAUUUUUCAAGAAAAUAAUAUAUGAAAAGCUAUGCGUACCCGAUAAAAUUACGUAUGGGACUGUGAUAGAUGGGCUUUCUAAGGCUGGAAACACUAGCAUGGCCAUUCAAGUCCUUAGAUUCAUGGAAAAAGGAGGAAGGUGCAGGCCUGAUACAGCUGCUUACAGCACUAUUAUCGACGGGUUGUGCAAGGAUAAAAUGAUGGAUCAAGCUCUCUCCCUGUUACACGAGAUGAUUGAGAAAGGAAUUGCCCCUGAUGUCAUCACUUACAGUUGUUUGGUCCGGGGUCUGUGCAAUUUAAGUAAAUGGAAGGACGUUGAAAAGCUCUUGACUGAGAUGAAGGCUUAUAAUAUUGUUCCAAAUGUUAUUACUUUUAAUAUUCUUAUUGAUGCACUAUGUAAGGAAGGACAGUUAGAAGGUGCAGAGGAGGUACUGAAAAUCAUGAUUGAGCAAAAUCAGAAGCCUGAUAAUGCUACAUAUAGCGCAUUGAUGGAUGGGUACUGUUUACAAGGCCGAAUGGAUGAAGCAAAGAUAGUUUUUGAUAAAAUGGCUGCUAGCGGCCUUAAUCCUGAUGUUCAAAGCCAUAGUAUAUUGAUCAAUGGUUAUAUGAAGAAAAUGAAAGUGGAAGCAGCCAUGAGUCUCUUCCAAGAGAUCCGACAUAAAGGGUUAACACCGAAUGUUGUUACCUAUACCACUUUCCUGCAGGGUUUAUUUAGUGUCGGGUGGUAUCUUACAGCAAUCGAAGCUUUCGAUGAGAUGCGAGCUGCUGGCUUAAAACCUAAUUUUCACACUUACUGUGUUUUGUUGAAUGGUUUAUGCAAGAAUUCACAUGUUGAGGAAGCACUUCAAUUUUUGCACAAGAUGGAAGUUGAUGGAGUAGAUUGUCAUAUAACAAUGUACAACAUCGUCCUUGAUGGAUUAUGCAAAUGUGGGAAGCUUGACAGCGCCCGGCAUCUUUUCUAUAAAGGUUUCCUAGAGGAAGCCAAAGAGUUUAUUAAGAAAAUGGAAGAAAAUGGCUGCACUCCAAAUCUAAUUACAUUUAAUAUUAUUGUUCAAGGACUUCUUAAGGCUGGCGAAUUUAAUGAUGCAGUGGUUUAUUUUGAUGAAAUGGAUAGGAGAGGAUUCUCGCUGCAUUUGUCUACUUUUUCACUUUUACUAGAUUCAUACAGAGAUAGUGGAAAUGAUCCCUCUAUUUUUAAGAUAAUUGAGAAGUUUGCUCAAAAAAUGGCAUUUAGUCAUCCAAAGGUACAUGAUGUAGAUUCGCAGUUGAUAUUGUUGUUUAAUAUGAUAAGCGACGAUGUGUUGAAGCUUUCUCAUCACUAUCAGAUGAAAAGAGUGGCUACCUGCCCGUUUUCAAUGCAUUUCAUGCUGAACUCCGAAGGCAAAACCAUCAAGAAGAUGAGAAAAAGGGCCUUCUCUGUUGCUUAUCUUUGUCACAAAGCAGGGGCGAAAGGUACUGCUACUACUGCCGCUUUUACUACUCUUUCAUUUCUUUCUCCAAUAAAUUCAACCCCCAUCCAAUCAGCUUUUCACUCUGCAGCCCUCACUAUUGGUAUUGAAAGUAGUAAUCAUCAUCAGGCUAAGCCUAACAACAUUGUUCAUUAUGGGUCUCGGAGAUUGAGGAGUGAUAUUGACGGUAUCAGCAAUCUCGAUGAAGCUCUAGGCUUUUACAAGCAGAUGGUACGGAUGAAACCUCUGCCUAGUGUUGUUCAUUUCAAUAGACUGCUGGGUCGUAUUGUUAAGAUGAAGCAAUAUUUGGUGGUUCUUUCUCUUUCCAGGGAUAUGGCUGAGUUGGGAUGCAUUCCGCUUGAUGAUUACACGCUAAGUAUUGUGAUUAAUUGUUACUGCUUCUUGGGUAGAGUGGAUUUUGGGUUUUCUAUAUUUGGUGGCUUCUUCAAGCGAGGUAUUUUGCCCAAUACGGCCACCUUUACCACUCUGCUCAAAGGACUCUUUCGGGAACACAAAAUUCAUGAGGCACAAGGAUUUUUCAAGAAAAUAAUAUAUGAAAAGCUAUGCGUACCCGAUAAAAUUACGUAUGGGACUGUGAUAGAUGGGCUUUCUAAGGCUGGAAACACUAGCAUGGCCAUUCAAGUCCUUAGAUUCAUGGAAAAAGGAGGAAGGUGCAGGCCUGAUACAGCUGCUUACAGCACUAUUAUCGACGGGUUGUGCAAGGAUAAAAUGAUGGAUCAAGCUCUCUCCCUGUUACGCGAGAUGAUUGAGAAAGGAAUUGCCCCUGAUGUCAUCACUUACAGUUGUUUGGUCCGGGGUCUGUGCAAUUUAAGUAAAUGGAAGGACGUUGAAAAGCUCUUGACUGAGAUGAAGGCUUAUAAUAUUGUUCCAAAUGUUAUUACUUUUAAUAUUCUUAUUGAUGCACUAUGUAAGGAAGGACAGUUAGAAGGUGCAGAGGAGGUACUGAAAAUCAUGAUUGAGCAAAAUCAGAAGCCUGAUAAUGCUACAUAUAGCGCAUUGAUGGAUGGGUACUGUUUACAAGGCCGAAUGGAUGAAGCAAAGAUAGUUUUUGAUAAAAUGGCUGCUAGCGGCCUUAAUCCUGAUGUUCAAAGCCAUAGUAUAUUGAUCAAUGGUUAUAUGAAGAAAAUGAAAGUGGAAGCAGCCAUGAGUCUCUUCCAAGAGAUCCGACAUAAAGGGUUAACACCGAAUGUUGUUACCUAUACCACUUUCCUGCAGGGUUUAUUUAGUGUCGGGUGGUAUCUUACAGCAAUCGAAGCUUUCGAUGAGAUGCGAGCUGCUGGCUUAAAACCUAAUUUUCACACUUACUGUGUUUUGUUGAAUGGUUUAUGCAAGAAUUCACAUGUUGAGGAAGCACUUCAAUUUUUGCACAAGAUGGAAGUUGAUGGAGUAGAUUGUCAUAUAACAAUGUACAACAUCGUCCUUGAUGGAUUAUGCAAAUGUGGGAAGCUUGACAGCGCCCGGCAUCUUUUCUAUAGUCUCUCUUCUAAAGGAUUGGAUCCUAAUGUUUCAACUAUAACACGAUGA
Molecule: messenger RNA, 3203 nt
Organism: Coffea eugenioides
Lineage: Eukaryota; Viridiplantae; Streptophyta; Magnoliopsida; Gentianales; Rubiaceae
Product: pentatricopeptide repeat-containing protein At3g22470, mitochondrial-like
Exons: 6
Coding region: 12-3203 (1063 amino acids)
Molecular function (GO): protein binding
Source: RefSeq, a predicted model, not a curated record